UAAAAUGGGAGGAGCAGUUUGUAAAUAAGGAAAUCAAAACUAUGGAGAAGAAGUUAUUUAGGAUUCAAAUGAUGUUUAAUUGAAUAAUAUUACUUUUGCUAAAGAAUAAUCAUCAAAAUUAGAACGCUCUAAUCUUAAACAUCCUAGUUUGAAGAAGAAACAUAUUACUCAAAUUAAAGUAACCGUACCAGAUGAUCCAAUUAGUAUUUUCAAUCAAUUUCAUUAUUCUUAGAUUUAAGCAAUAAUUUAUCAAGUGUUUGUUUAGAAGACAGACCAGAACCAACUACUCCUGCACUUCCAACUUAGUAAACUAUUUAUAUUGAUAUAUAUUUAGAGAUGCUAAUUAAUAAGGAGAUAUUUAACAUUUCUAAAAUAUUUAAUUAUUUGGAAAAGAAGUAGUCUAAUCAGUAAAGAUGAACUCAACAUAAAAAUUAGUCUCUUCUUAAUAAGAAGAAGUGCUUCAAUGUAAGUUAUCAUCAUGAAAUUUAGAUCAGAGUUCAGAGAAUAAAACUCAUAAUAUUCCAAAUCUCGCAAAGAUGAUAAAAGAUAAAAACUAUUAAAUAUGAAUUUAGUCGAAGAUAAUGUAUUUCAUAAUUCUAUAAUCUAAGCUUGAUGAUUACAUCUACUAUGAUUGGAAAAACCCAAACUUUCAAUUAAUUAGUAUUAAUGAUUAAAAUUUAUUGAAGAAAGUAAGUUCAGCUAAACAAAUGCCUAAACAAGGUAAAAAAAAUUUUUGA
This is a messenger RNA of Paramecium sonneborni, 737 nucleotides long. NCBI's taxonomy places the organism in Eukaryota, Ciliophora, Oligohymenophorea, Peniculida, Parameciidae. The record is from the annotation of a GenBank genome assembly.